AUGGAGGAAACUGAAUAUAUGUGCAUAGAUCUACUUCGUCCAGUAUUCUAUCCUGUUUCCUCAAAGAUGAAGGUUAGUACUAGAGAUGUAUUGGGUCUGGUAAAGAUCUGCUCUGACAAAAUCGUCCUGGAUUCAAGCAUGUGUCAAUCUGCUAGGUUUCUGCUUCCUCAAACCCUGAUAGAGACCCUCUUUCAAACUGCAUUAGAGCAGGGUCGUGAUAGAGCUGUUCAUCAGCUACUAAGAGGCUGGUCAGGUUCUAACCUUGUCCUUUCUCAACUUCUUCCGGGACUUUAUAAUAACCAGGAACUUUUUCACAGUUACACCGAGAAGAGACAAUGUGUGAAGAGAGCGCACAGGACUGUAACCUUUCUACUUUCUGCACUUCAGGAUUUUGUUCCUAACAGUCUUGUAGAACUUGAUUUAACCGGGUUCCCCUCUGUAUCCUCAGCCUCUCUUUCACCAGACUCUUCCUAUGCCAAGACAAUUAAAAACCUGAGAUGUAAGGAAAUAAAUGUCAUUGAGGAUCAAACUCAUUUUGAUACCAAAGAGUCGACCUGGAAAAAUACCAUUGUUUUUCUGUUUGAUGGAAAGGAGGAACAUCCACUAAAUCUCGGAGGUGGAAAUAGUUGUUUAGGUCAACUCAAUAGACAAGUCAUAGACUUGAGUCGGGUCAGCUCACUUCAGAUAGAAGUCAAUGUUGCAACGGUUAGCACUGUCAACCUAAUAGCAGUCUUAGGGAACUGUCCUCUUAUAAGGCGUUUAGCAUUGAUAGGUUUCAAGCAAGGCGGCUUUAGAUUUUAUCCUCGGCUUAGGACAAAUCUUUCCCGAUUAUUGAAGAGCCUGACGAAACUGAGACGUCUAGAUCUUACAAAUUCAUUAGACCAAGGAUUGUGUGAGCUGCUGUGUCCUGAACUAGUUAAACUCGAAUACCUCAAUAUAUCACGCUGUACAUUAACUCCUACAGAUGUCCUCAGUCUGGGUAAUCUCAACCAGCUGAAGCAUCUAGAUAUCUCAGGAUCCAGUGGACAAUGUACUCGUGAGCUCUCUAGUUCCCUGGUUAGUAUGACCAGCCUGGAGAUAUUAGAGAUAGUAGACCCCACUACCCUUAUCCAGGCAGAUACUGUAAACCAAACCAUCAGGGGGUGUAGAGGCUUACAAGGGUUGGUUGUAGGAGAAUCCUACUGGAAGGAAUUAAAUCUUCUCAACAUAAACCUCAAGUGGAUUAUUUCUCCGAGGUGUACACGUCCACAGGAUGAAUUGAUUGUGGAGCCUGAAAUCUGUGAUGGGUAUAUAGUACACCAGCACAUGGAGUACAUUAAAGCGGUACAAAUAUAAGUACAAACUUCAUUAUAAUCUCCAUAUCAUAUAUCUGUCCAUUAAUAUCUUCAAGCUUAUAGAGUCGAACUUUGUAUUUCCUACAUGAAAAUUUUUAUUUUUUUUAAAUGAUCAAUAUUCAGUAUGAUUUAAUAUGAUCCAAUUAUGAAAUUAUGACAGCCCCUGUUUAUCUUAAAAUCUUCUCAGAAGAUCUCAAUCUUUCUACCCCGUAUUCCUGAAAUGUUUAAAUAGUAUUAUUACAAAAUAAAUGUUAUUAUAUCAUUUA
Messenger RNA from Eurytemora carolleeae, 1600 nucleotides. RefSeq lists its product as uncharacterized. The record is from RefSeq and is a predicted model, not a curated record. The transcript is spliced from 12 exons. Bases 1 to 1335 code for a protein of 444 amino acids. NCBI's taxonomy places the organism in Eukaryota, Metazoa, Arthropoda, Copepoda, Calanoida, Temoridae.